Molecule: messenger RNA, 804 nt
Organism: Lasiosphaeria miniovina
Lineage: Eukaryota; Fungi; Ascomycota; Sordariomycetes; Sordariales; Lasiosphaeriaceae
Exons: 4
Coding region: 1-804 (267 amino acids)
Source: RefSeq, a predicted model, not a curated record
AUGGACUCGCACACGGCGGCUGCCAUCGCGCAGCUGGUCUUCUAUAUCCCUGCAAUCCCAGUUGCAUUUUACUUGUGCGUCAGGAACUGGAAGCGCGGACCGCGGAUGGCAUGCUAUCCUGCGGUCCCCUUCACCAACAUUCGGCUCGUCGGAGCUAUUCUUGUCAUCGUCGAGGAACAGAACCAAACCAACACUAGCUUGAUCGCUGCCACGCUUGUGCUGCUGAAUCUCGGGCUGGUUCCACUGGUCCUGAAUUAUCUUGGCUUUGUCCGCCAGGUGUUUCGGUCGAGCCUCAAGGACAGCAAAGGGGCGAAAAGAUUCUCAUUCGUCGUUCACCUCUUCAUACUAGGAGCCGUCGCCCUUCUGAGUACUAGCGGAGCGCUCGCUGGCCAGCCGGACCGCGCCAACACCCAGUCUAGGGUGGCCAAGGUCGCUUACAUCGAAUUCACGGGAAUCUUCCUCGCCCUCGUUGGCAUGACCUCAGUGCUGUACUUUAAGCAGAGUAAAGUCAAAGACAGUGACAGGAUUUAUCUCAAGUGGAUGUUGAUUGCUUCCGUCUUCCUCGCCGUGCGCAUCGUCUACGGCCUCCUCGGCGUGUUCGAGCCGAAGGGCGACUUCACUCAAGUCCUAAGAUCGCAGUGGAACCCGCUGUUUGGGUCCGCCGUCGCCUUCUCGCUCAUGGCUCUACUUCCCGAGUACCUCGCCCUCUGCUGUUAUUUUAAGCUAGGGUUUCACCGCCUUCGCACCUAUAGACGGGAAGAUCUGGAAGAGGCGGCGCCGGAGGUGAGACUUCAUAGCCGUUGA